AUAUAUGCUGGAAAUUCAAACACCGAACAAGGAAUGCAGUAGCACUCACCGAAAAGUACCUUUCUUGCCCGGAAACCUUUCUUCCCCUGAAUCUUCACCAUGAAAUGUUCUUUCUCCUCCUUUCCUGCUUUCUCCCAGUCCCGUCAUGAAAGCCAAAGAAGCCCCGCCGAACAAUGCAAAAAACCUAUAAAAUUCCCCUCUAUCCAUUCCCACUACAUCCAAGGCUUUUAAUUUCGUCAGCUCUUUCUGUCGGUUCAAGGCUGAAGCUUAGAAAAUGGCGGCCUCGCUUAGCUUCAAGAGAUCCGAUAGCGUCGCCGAGAGCAUGCCAGAGGCUCUCAGGCAGAGCAGAUACCAGAUGAAGCGUUGCUUUGCAAGUUACGUCUCCAAGGGGAAGAGACUGAUGAAAAACCAGCAGGUGUUGGAGGAGCUAGAGAAAUCAAUGGAUGACAAGGUUGAAAAGACUAAGCUCAUGGAAGGUCUACUUGGCUACAUCAUUUUCUCCACCCAGGAGGCGGUGGUUCUACCGCCAUUUAUGGCGUUUGCAGUUAGGCCUCAUCCAGGCAUCUGGGAGUAUGUGAAGGUGAACUCGAAUGACUUGUCCGUUGAUGGAAUAACAGCUGCUGAAUACUUGAAGUUAAAAGAACUGAUUUUUGACGAGAAAUGGGCAAUGGAUGAUAAUGCACUGGAAGUAGAUUUUGGAGCAUUUGAUCAAUCAACACCUCACCUCACAUUGCCCUCAUCUAUAGGAAAUGGUACACAGUUCUUGGCAAGAUUCUUAUCAUCCAAACUCAAUGAGAAUUCUGAAAGCAUGAAGCCAUUGCUGGACUAUUUGCUAGCUCUGAAUUACCGGGGAGAAAAUCUUAUGAUCAAUAGCACAAUCAACACUGUGAACAAGCUUCAGACGGCGCUUCUUUUGGGGAAAGCUGAUGUUCUUGGCUUGCCAGAUACUGGUGGUCAGGUAUAG
Messenger RNA from Phalaenopsis equestris, 964 nucleotides. Its product is annotated as sucrose synthase 5-like. The record is from RefSeq and is a predicted model, not a curated record. The coding region runs from base 275 to 964 and encodes 229 amino acids. Lineage: Eukaryota; Viridiplantae; Streptophyta; Magnoliopsida; Asparagales; Orchidaceae. The transcript has 6 exons. Gene Ontology annotation, molecular function: sucrose synthase activity. Gene Ontology annotation, biological process: sucrose metabolic process.